AUGGAAACACACAUCACCUGCACAGCCGAAGGCUCUGGCACUAGCACGCCUCCGUCGGGGCAACCACGCGGCGGGUUCACUCGCAGCUGCACUACCUGUCGGUCCCGCAAGGUCAAGUGUGAUAAACAACAGCCGUGCGCGCAGUGUGUCCGCUCCGGAGUGGACUGUGUCUAUCCUCCGGGCCCCGGCCGGGCGCCGAAGCGGCCACGGAAAGAGCGCGAUGUGCAGCUACUGAAUCGGCUCUCGCGGCUCGAAAGCAUUAUUAAGGCCCUUGACAAAGACAACAAUAGCCGGUCUAAUCCUCCGCGUGAGUCUGCUGAGGGCACGGAUCAUGUGCGCGUUCAGGACCGCACAGGCUCCGAGUCGGAGCGGUCGAGGUCCGAGUCGCCGCCCAUCGACAAGCAGUUGGGACGCCUCAUGAUCGCCGACUCUCGGAGCUACUAUGUCAGCAGUGUUCUAUGGGCCAACUUGAGCGAUGAGAUCGAGGAGCUCCGCGACCUGCUACAUCAGCCUACGUCUGAUGACGAGACACCCAUGUCUACAAAGAGUCCAGCUGCAGACUCGUCAUCCCUUGAAAUUGGCUCAAAUGCUAUGCUCCUAGGCUUUCGAUCGCUCGCCCAGUCCCUCAAUGAGUUCCAUCCACAGAUAUCGGUUUCAGUAGCACUUCUCGAGGUAUUCAAGCAGAACGUCGCUCCGUUGGUCCGCAUCUUCCACAUCCCAACUCUCAUCAAACUCUACUGGGAUGCUGUUUCUUCGUUGGACUCGCCCGACAAGAACACUGAAGCUCUACUGUUUACCAUCUACUACUCUGCCAUCAUUAGCAUGGACUCGGAGCAAUGCGUCUCCAUCUUGGGUGUCGACAGGCCGACAGCUCUCGAGCGAUACCUCUUCGCCACGCAGCAAGCCUUGGCCCGUGCAGACCUCUUGAAUACCGAGAACUUGGUUCUCCUCCAGGCUGCAGUCCUGUUCUUGUCAGCCCUGCGUAAUGAAGACGACUCCCGGCGAGUCUGGUCCCUGACUGCCCUGGUCUACCACAUCGCUCAGGCAAUGGGUCUCCACCGAGACGGUCCGGCGUUCGGCCUCGGACCUUUCGAGACUGAGCUUCGUCGACGGCUUUGGUGGCACAUAUGCCUGCUCGACAACCGCUCCUCAGACUAUCAUGGAUGCGAGCCAAUCGUGCAUGAGUCUCUUUUUGAUACAAAGAUACCCUUGAACAUCAACGACAGCGAUAUCACGCCCGAGAUGACUGAGCCGCCUCCGGAGCGAGAAGGCGCGACAGAGAUGACGUUCUGCCUCAUCCGAUUCCACUCCAUGCGCGUCAUGUGGAAAAUUGGCAACAUUCCACCCAGCAAGGAAGCGGCCUCGGACCAAAGGCUGGAUGGUCAGAAGCACGCUCUGACCCUGGAAGAUUGUGAGGCGUUGGUUGAUGGCCUCAACCAAAAGCUGCAGGACCAAUUCAUCCGGCAUUGCGACCUCUCUAUACCCUUCUACCUCGUCUCCGUGACUGUUGCACGCCUCAUAAUUGCCCGCUCGUGGCUGAUGGUGCACUACCCGAGAAGCCGAAAGGACUGCCUCGAGGCGAUAUCGUCCGAGACCCUUCGAGACAAGCUCUUCCUCACCUCGGUGCAGGUCCUCGAGAUGUCGAGCUUCCUCAUGACGAACAAAGACCUCCGCCGGUGGAGAUGGCACUCACAGACGCACUUCCAGUGGCAUGCCUUGGCCUUCGUGUUGCUGGAGAUAUGUCGUCGGCCGCCGUCGCCAGACUGCGACCGCGCCUGGGCCUACGUCAGCACCGUCUACAGCCAGUGGAAUAUGAGAGAGAGCCACAAGAAAUACGCGUUCUGGCGACCUGUUCAGCGCCUGAUGGCCAAGGCCCAAUAUGUGCGAGAGAUUCAGUCGUCGACAAUGGCAUCGCUCGCUUCCUACAGCCAGACGGCUGGCGGCCAAAGCGAUGCUCAACCCUCAGGCCUUAAUGCCACACUGUGGCCUGGUUCGAUUCAGGAUCCAGGCGCUCCUGGCACUGGCAACGCACUUCAACCACCCGCGGAUGGCGAUUCCGUUCUUACUGGGGCGAGCCCUUUAUCGGGGGAUGGAAAAGAUCAAAGCUUGUACUCGCUGAUGGAAUUGGACUCUUUAAUAGACAUGUUUCCCGAGACCGAAGGGCAGAAUUUCGUCUCUCUUACAGGCCAGGAUGGAGUGCUUGGAUCAGUAUGA
Messenger RNA from Thyridium curvatum, 2214 nucleotides. RefSeq lists its product as uncharacterized. The transcript is spliced from 2 exons. NCBI's taxonomy places the organism in Eukaryota, Fungi, Ascomycota, Sordariomycetes, Thyridiales, Thyridiaceae. The coding region runs from base 1 to 2214 and encodes 737 amino acids. Gene Ontology annotation, biological process: regulation of DNA-templated transcription; DNA-templated transcription. The record is from RefSeq and is a predicted model, not a curated record. Gene Ontology annotation, molecular function: DNA-binding transcription factor activity, RNA polymerase II-specific; DNA binding; zinc ion binding.